AUGACGGUCGACAGUGAACUUACAGUCAGAGACGCAGAAACAGCAGCAAUAAUCGCCGAGGCGAAGACAGAAGACGGCUACCAAUGCCGCUGGUGCAGGAGAAAUCUUCAGCAACCGUCUGGUUUACUGAGGCACAGAGCUUACUGCAGCUGGAACCCCUCCCUCCGCGAUUGGGAAAAAGAAGAGCUAGCGCCAACCGUCAAACAGGAACCCACUUCACCCACUCCUCUUCACCCGGAUCGUCAUCAGUGCGAGUGGUGCAACCGCUUCUUCCAGAAUCAAAAGGGGGUCGUCAGACACAAGACCUACUGCGCUUGGAACCCGAUGCGGCUGCGAGCACUGAAAGAGGAUCGAGCUCGCAUGCGAGAGCAAAAGGCCGCCCUGAAGAACCAACGAAAUGCCUGGAAAAAUUGCAGGAGGACUCUUUCGAGCUUCAACUCCUCUUCUCCUUCUUCGCCGACUUCUUCUCUUCCUACAUCGCCGCUCAGCUCCGCAGACUCCACCCCUGUAUCACCGCGAUCUCCCUUCAACUUUUCUUCCCUCCCCUCGGGCCAGAUCACCCCGCGCUCGAAGGAAGAAUCGAACCCAUUUACCUUCAACCAGGCAGCGAUUGCGCCUCGCCAGCGUCCCGGCCACCCGUACAAGCCAAAUCAACCCGAGCCGGUGCACGUCUCCGUCAUUACCUCAACCUUCGAUCUGGACUGCAACUGCGGCUGCACGAAGAUGCACGCGCACGCAGACCAGAAAUUUCUUCAAGCACGCGCUUUCGUUACAAAUCAACUUCGAAAAUCCUCCAUCGAAAGUCCUUCCAGCUCCCCGAAAACGAUCGAUGAAGAUUUCGACGAAGAAAUAGACGUAGAAUCAUAA
Molecule: messenger RNA, 867 nt
Organism: Oikopleura dioica
Lineage: Eukaryota; Metazoa; Chordata; Appendicularia; Copelata; Oikopleuridae
Source: the annotation of a GenBank genome assembly